AUGGCGACUGCCGAUGGAAUUCAAGCAUUUGUUGAUGACCCUAUACCUAAAGCAAUGAGUGAGGUCGAAGAGCAACAAUCAGAUGCUAUUCGACAAUAUUUGUCAAAGAAAACUGCGUGGAUUAGUCCGAAUGAGGAACAAUUUGACUCAUUAGCGUCGUUUGUGAAAAAACGACUUGAUGAAGGCCAUGGCGAAACUAUCCUAGAAAUAGGCACUGGAGUUAUUGAUGCUGAAACACCUGGUUUACUUGCUGAUGAAAUGGAAGCAUCUAUUGCUACACUUAAAAGUAUGCAAGCUGUACUCGAUUCUGAGGUUCAACUACUACGUCAGAAAUCUCUUGCGAAUAAUACACGAUUUGUCAAUGAAUUUCUUAUACGAAGGCAUAUCGACCAAGAAGAUUUCAUGGAAGUGAGGGUUGCUGUCACCGGUAAUGUCGACGCUGGUAAAUCGACACUACUUGGUGUGCUAACGCAUGGAGUGCUUGAUGAUGGGCGUGGUGUUGCACGACAGAAACUUUUUCGACAUAAACACGAAGUGGAAACUGGUCGAACUUCAUCUGUGGGAAAUGAUAUUUUGGGUUUUGAUGCACAAGGAGAGAUUGUAAACAGACCAGAUACUCACGGAAAUCAAGCGCUUGAUUGGACUGAUAUAUGUCAGAGAGCGACGAAGGUUGUUACAUUUAUCGAUUUAGCUGGACAUGAAAAAUACCUCAAAACAACUGUCUUUGGCAUGACAGGUCAUGCUCCUGAUUAUGCAAUGUUAAUGGUUGGCGCUAAUGCAGGUGUGAUUGGUAUGACAAAAGAACAUCUGGGAUUGGCUCUUGCACUUGGUGUACCGGUUUUUGUUGUUGUUACUAAAAUUGAUAUGGCGCCUCCUAAUGUUCUCCAAGAAACAAUGAAAAUUCUCCAACGAAUUCUUCGUUCUCCUGGUGUUAGAAAAAUUCCCCUACUAGUACAAAACAAUGACGAUGUGAUUACAUGUGCAACAAACUUUACCAGUGAACGAUUAUGUCCAAUCUUUCAAGUGUCAAAUGUGACUGGUGAAAAUCUCGAUCUAUUGAAAAAAUUUCUCAACUUACUUACAACACGCAUGGAUGCAUGUCUCGACGAACCAGCUGAAUUUCAAAUCGAUGAUCUCUAUGCAGUGCCCGGUGUUGGUACAGUCGUCAGUGGAACAACAUUGAAAGGUGUUAUCAAACUUGGUGACAAUUUACAACUAGGACCUGAUCCACUGGGACAAUUUAAGAGCGUACAAAUUCGAAGUAUCCAUCGUAAACGAAUGUCUGUAAGAGAAUGUAAGGGUGGACAAACAUCGUCGUUUGCACUAAGAAAAAUAAAAAAAUCUGAACUCCGUAAAGGUAUGGUUCUACUGUCUCCUGCUAUUCCACCUGUUGCUUAUUGGGAAUUUGAAGCUGAUCUAUUGAUUUUACACCAUCCAACAACUAUCAGCGCUAAAUAUCAAGCGAUGGUACAUUGUGGUAGCAUUCGCCAAACAGCAACAAUUAUAUCCAUGUCUGUUGAACAUUUACGAACCGGUGAUCGUGCCAACGUUCGUUUCCGUUUUAUAAAAUCGCCGGAAUAUCUUCGUUUGGGAAUGAAGCUCGUCUUUCGUGAAGGUCGUACAAAAGCGAUAGGUAGUGUCUCGAGACUCUAUCCACACGUACCUGCUCAAACAUCGAAUACACGAGCAAAAACAAGGUCGCAGACAGCAUCGGCUGCUUCGUCCAAUCCGGUAACUACAGAUCAAUCACAAUCGAGCAAACGUGUCGAAGGUAGUGACGAAGCUAAUCAAUCAGGAAACAAACGAACAAAACCAGCUAAAAUCAUGACAGACGUUCCCGAAGAACAAACUGUGAAUAAACCUAGUUCUUGA
Molecule: messenger RNA, 1872 nt
Organism: Adineta ricciae
Lineage: Eukaryota; Metazoa; Rotifera; Eurotatoria; Adinetida; Adinetidae
Source: the annotation of a GenBank genome assembly